Symbiodinium pilosum is the source of this 1560-nucleotide messenger RNA. The record is from the annotation of a GenBank genome assembly. NCBI's taxonomy places the organism in Eukaryota, Dinophyceae, Suessiales, Symbiodiniaceae.
AUGGUUGGCAGGUCAAGAGGCUUGGAUGGCAUUGAUGGCCUCUUGGGCAAUGUCACCGACCUACUCCCGGAUGAGACCUCCUCAGCCAAGCAGUUGAAAGAAGAGGGUGCGCAAGACGAUGAUGAUGAGGAGGAGGAGGAGGAGGCUGAUCCCAAGAAGCGCAAGCGCAAAGCAGGUUGGUUUGACCGCGAUAGAGAGGUUGUCAAGGCGCAUCGAGCCUUGAACAAGGACCUUGAAAGGUUGUCUGCUCAAGCAAAGAAGGUCCUCACUGAUUGGGACAACAUCCAGAAGGACAUGAGUGGCCUCUCGCCAGAGAACCUGGAGCAGCUGCAGGGUGAGAGAAGGAUUGGCGAAACAAGACUCAGCUGCCUGAAGCAUGUUCUGGAGAGUGACGAGUGUGCCUUGUCGGCGCAUUUGGCCACUUAUGGGCGUGACUUGCCAGCAAUGGGGUCUUCUUGCUCCACAGCGGAUGGAGCCCGGCAGCUUGGGCUUGCUCCUCCGUGCCAGUCCUAUGCAAAGUUGCAUAGCUUCGAGCAUUGGAAGGAACAGGUAGCUGCAGUGCAGGGUGUGAGCGAUGAGGAAGCUCUCAACAAUGCUCAGGAUGAAUGUGUGGACAUCAAAGACACCAUCGCAGAAUUGAUUUCUGCUUGUAGAAGCGCAGUCAGCGAUGCCAACCGCGGGAUGAAGGCAAUCAAGACAGCGAUUGCUCAACGUGAGGCAAAGAAAGCUGCGCAGAACAAGGGUGUGCAGAACACAGGCAAGCUUUCCACAGUAAUGAUGUCAUGUCUGCGACUCCCUUGUUUCAGGGAAGGUGAACCCUUGGAUGCUGUCAACGCCGACCUGCCGCUCAUGAUUCAACUCUCCGUUGAAGAUGAGGAGGGAGUUCUCAAGUCCCCAGCUAUCCAUGCAUUCAUGGUUGCCGAGUUGCAAGAGCAGUUCAACAAUCAGAACCCUGCCCAGCGCCUUGACCGUGCCCACAAGAAGUUCGUGGACCAAUCCGAAGCCAAGAAGAUUGUUGAGUCCAGGGCUUCAGCCAUAUUUAAGCCAUCGAGGCCUGAAGGUUCCCUUGACGCUGGCAUGGCUGCCGCUCUGGAUGUAAUGGCCAUCAUUGUGGGGAAGAAUACAGUCAAGUGCACUCCAGAGAAAUCCUACACAGGCUCCGUGCGCUGGGCACUCAGCGGAAAGCGACAGGUCCUCAUGGCAAACGCUGUUUCUUUGAAAGCUUUCUUGGAGAAGACGGCGAAAGACGGUGCCACAUUGCAAAUGGCAAAAGACAAGCUCUUGGCGAUUGAUGAGAAUUUCAUCCAAGACUUUGCAAGUGCCGGUGGGGCUGUGUACUCUGGAAUCAUCAAGAAGGCGGGGCCUCUGUCUGGGCGCCAGGUUGUUCAUUCUUAUCUGCUGCUGUCAGGGCUUUGCGCUCUACCUGCCGCCUGCCUGGCUCAUGGUGGAGCAGAUCACAGGCGCAGAAGGUUGGCUUGGCUUCAAGGUUGGGGUGCCAGCUUCAACUUUGCGUCACAGCCAGGACUUGAAAGUUCUGCUAGACUCAUGGGCAAGGGAUGA